Homarus americanus (American lobster) is the source of this 944-nucleotide messenger RNA. RefSeq names its product protein ZBED8-like. The transcript has 3 exons. Lineage: Eukaryota; Metazoa; Arthropoda; Malacostraca; Decapoda; Nephropidae. The annotation marks the transcript as partial. The record is from RefSeq and is a predicted model, not a curated record.
CUGAGCACAACAGCUUGUGCAAUCUAGUCAAGUGUUCACCCACUAAUGUUAUCGUGCAUCUGGCACCAGCUAUAUGCGUGGCUUCUGACUUGUUUAACUUUGCAGUUCUUCAUCUGCUGUCAAGGAAGAAGUUGGACGAAUCAACUGUAAGAGAUAGUGAAGCUCUGUUAAUGGCCUAUGUAAGAUAUGUUGAUAAUGGAGAAUUUAUUGAGGAUAUGCUAUUUUGCGAAGCAUUAGAAACCACCACUAUUGCAAUUGAUAAAUAUAAGAAAUUAAAAACAUAUUUAGAUGAUAAGCAGAUACCAAUGGAGAACAUUAUAUCUUGUGAUGAUGGUGAGUUCUUGGAUGACAAACCUUAUAUGACUCUGUUACUGACAGUUGAUGGUAAAGCACUUGUCAGUUAUUUAGCAGAUAUAUUUGAAAAACUCAAUGUCUUAAAUAAGGAGCUCCAAGGAACAAAUAUGACUCUUGUUAAUUCAAAGGCCAAGAUAUUUGGCUUUAUAUCAUUUCUGGAAUUAUCCCAAGAAAAUAUUUCUGUCAAAAAAUUUGAACAAUUUUAUUGGCUGAAUAAAUGUGAGGUAACAGAUGCUACUUGUCUUGUUAUUGUGGAGCACUUAAAAAUAAUGGUAAGCGAUUUCAACUUCAGAUUUUCUGAUUUGAAAGAAAUUAAUUAUCCAUCUUGGAUGACUCAGCCAUUGCUAGUGGAUCUGUCAGAUGUAACCAUGGAGUAUCAAGGAGAACUUUCAGAAUUACAAAAUGAUGACUCGAUUAAAGCCCUGUUCAAAAUAAAAGGAACAAUGAUGUGGCUCUGUGAAGAAACACAAGCUAAAUAUCCAAAUACAAGUAGUUUGGCAAGAAAACUACUGUUACCAUUCCCAUCGUCAUACUUAGUGGAAUGUGGAUUUAGUGCUGUGAAUGACUUAUUACUGAAGAAAAGAAACUGA